Branchiostoma floridae (Florida lancelet) is the source of this 2647-nucleotide messenger RNA. Its product is annotated as mitotic spindle assembly checkpoint protein MAD2A-like. NCBI's taxonomy places the organism in Eukaryota, Metazoa, Chordata, Leptocardii, Amphioxiformes, Branchiostomatidae. The record is from RefSeq and is a predicted model, not a curated record. Gene Ontology annotation, biological process: mitotic spindle assembly checkpoint signaling. The coding region runs from base 108 to 722 and encodes 204 amino acids. Gene Ontology annotation, cellular component: kinetochore; nucleoplasm; cytoplasm. The transcript is spliced from 5 exons.
UGACGGGAAAUCAAACAUCGACCAAUGGGAAAAUGGUUCACAUUAUGGCGGCAAAGCUAGCCAAUGAAAACAGUUGUCUUGUUAGACGUGCUUAGAUUUCAAAGAAGAUGGCGGGCGUUCUGCAGGCAGCUAAAAACUCCAUCACGUUAAAAGGGUCCGCAGAAAUUGUAUCGGAGUUUUUCUCGUACGGUAUAAACUCCAUUCUGUACCAGCGUGGCAUCUACCCUCCGGAGACGUUCAGCCGUGUGCAGAAGUACGGCCUGACUUUACUGGUCACCACAGACAACGAGCUGAAGACGUAUCUAAACAAUGUCCUGAUGCAACUGAAAGACUGGCUACUGGACAAAACUGUAGAGAAGUUGGUCGUGGUGGUAACAAGCAUCGACACACAAGAAGUACUGGAGAGAUGGCAGUUUGACAUUGAGUGUGACAAAACAAUGACAGAAGAUAGUAAACCUCGUGAGAAACCACUGAAGGAGAUCAAUGAUGAGAUCAAAGCAGUGAUACGACAGAUCACAGCCUCAGUGACAUUCCUGCCUCUACUGGAGGAAAACUGUUCCUUUGACCUGCUCAUCUACACAGACAAGGAUCUGCAGGUCCCAGAGACCUGGGAGGAGUCCGGACCUCACUUCAUCGCCAAGUCUGAGGAGGUUCGACUCCGGUCCUUCAGUACCUCCAUCCACAAGGUGGACGCCAUGGUCUGCUACAAGAACGCUGACUGAACACAAACAUCUCUCAACAUGGACUGUCUUUUAUAAUGCAAGGGUAGGGGGGUAGAAACUACAGUAGUAUGGUAUCCAAUAGUAUCCAUUCUAUACUAGCUCUGGUUCACUCCUUUCAUAGCUUCUUUUCACAAUAGUCUAGUGCCACUUGAUAAUGAUAGAGAUACAAUUUGCAUUUGAGUAUUGGCCUAAGAUACAAGUGAUUGCUGUUGUUGGGUUUGAGUCGCAAAGUGCAAUCCCCAAUAUUUGAUAUCAAAAAUGAUUAUUGAGGUAUGGUCCAAACAUUUGAAUAGGAAAGGGUGCCAGACUAUUGUAUUGGGCAGGGAAGCAAUCAGAGAAGAGAACUGGACCUGGAAUGGGAAUAUGGAUACCAGGCUAGGAAGAAGGCAAUGAUGGAUCAGUUUGCACAUGAUCUAUCCCAGUCAGAACCUAGGAUUAGUCUUCCACGUGCACAACCACUUACUUCAGUCACAAAGAUUGACUUGGCUGGGUACUCUCCAGUACUCUAAUCACAUUUGACAGGAACUAGAGAGGUUGCAGGAUGCACCACUUUUUGGCAACGUCUUUGGGACAGAGCCAGCUUGACACAAUUGUUCUUGGCUUGAAGAUAUUCUAAGGAUUCCACCUUUGUGAGAGUCGUCAACUACAUUCCCAAGGAAUUCAUAUUUUUUGGCUACAUCUCACAAGGCUGGUCCGUACACAUGGCAGAUAAGAAUUUAGCAGCUUCAAAGGAAAGGGGCUUUUUGAGCACUCUUCAUAGCGGUUUAUUCAUUAUUGCAGUACCAUGCCCAUGUAGUUUUCUGUAGUGAGGGAAAGAAUUUUCUUAAAAAGCAAGAAUAAUGUUGGGGGGUCAAAACGAAGAUAAUUUGACAUAUUGGAAUGUGGUAACCAAGACGACAACUUUCCUGGUUGCCAACUAUUGUGAAUAUAACGUUAGGAACAUUAGGAAUAACCUCAAGAGCUACCUUACCCUUACUCCCUCUAUCACUAACCCAGAGAACUGCAGAGUAAUAUUAAUUGUCUCAAUUUAGGUCUGUAUAUAUAUAUAUAUACAUAUUUAAGUAACACCAUGUUUUCCCGAUUAAAGUACGCACCCCAAUUGAAAUAUGCACCCCCAGUUUGGGUCAAGUCUCUGACAGAUAAAUCUGUGGGACUGAAACUUAAAAUGGAAAAACUGAAAUAGAGUACGCAUUACGCACCCUUCCUAACCUAUCUUGAAAACAUCUUGAACUGCAUAAAUUCAAAUUUAUAAGACUUCUAUACAGUUUGUAAAAACACUAGUGUUCCCUGCUGGCAUUGUCUUUACAAACUUGUAAAUCACAAACCACAAGUUACAAAAUCCAUCAGAAUAGAAGAAAUGUAAAAAAAAAUAGUUUUGCAUCCUAACUAGAUCUAGAGGUGUUGCUCUAUUUGAGGUCCUUUUCAGAUUUAGCUGUGCAAUAACCUCAUAUUAAGUACACAACUGAAUUUGGCAAUGACUUGCAGCACAGAAUUUUAAGAAGUUUCAAAGUGUGUUCUUUAUUCAAGGAAAUAUGGUAGGUAUCAUCAGAAAGAGGGUUACCUAGCCGCUGACAACAGAACUGCGGCUAAAAUUCUGGUUAGCUGUUAUAUCUGAGACAGUAAUAGUGACUGAGAUAAUGCUAGAUUUUCUAUGAUGUGGGAAACUUGGAUGGAACCGAUGGAUGCUAUUGUGUAUUUAUACAGUCUACCCAAACAGUGUCUAUACCACACUGUGAUGCCACCUAGCAUAUUGCUCCUGAAGUACAAUUUACAUAGUCCAGCAGUAAAUUUGCUGAUAGUGAUACAGUGACAGUCAUGGCCAAUGAGGGUUUGCUGAGAUCAGGUGGGACUGAAGCAUUAUUCAAGGGGCCAGGACUGUACCCAGAUUAAAACUAUUUUGUAGUGUCUGUCAGAAUAAACUUUUG